This is a messenger RNA of Motacilla alba alba, 4939 nucleotides long. RefSeq lists its product as uncharacterized. The coding region runs from base 1005 to 4742 and encodes 1245 amino acids. The record is from RefSeq and is a predicted model, not a curated record. Gene Ontology annotation, cellular component: extracellular matrix. Gene Ontology annotation, molecular function: protein binding. NCBI's taxonomy places the organism in Eukaryota, Metazoa, Chordata, Aves, Passeriformes, Motacillidae. The transcript has 4 exons.
CCAGUGCACCCGUGUGUGCUGGAGGGGCAGGGGAGGGGUGGCAGCAGGUGCCCCUGAACAAGUUGAUGGAUGCUUUCCAAACACCCCUGGGUACCAGGCUCCAUCACCUGUGUGUCAGGACUGCUGAGGGGGCAGAGCAGGGGCAGCCACUGGGAGACAGCCAUUGUGCUGCUCUGGGGUUCCAGGGAUGCCUGCACUGGGGGUUCCUCGGUGCCAAGGUGUUCCUCAUGGCCUGUGGGUAACACUCUGGCUUACUGAGGGCUCUCUGAAGCAGCCUGGCCCGUGGCUGGCACCCAAACAGCUGCUGACCCUGGCACAGUUCUUGCUUCUUGGCAGUGCUGGUUGUGAUGCCCACAGGACAGAGCCCGCAAUGGGUGCUGGUGGGUUUGUGGCCCCUUGGCAUCUGUGGCUGUGGGGGGAAUGAGAGCUGUAACCUGGGCAGGGUCAGUGUGCCAGGGGUCUGCCUGCACUGGUGGCCCAGGGCUGGGGCACAGCCAGAGGUCCUGACACUUACAGGAGCCAUAGAUGGGGAAACAAGAGCUGUGCCUGUGCCAAGGAAGUGCCGUGGAGCAGCCCUGGUGUGGACUCAUGCCAGGGAAGGACAGUGCUGUGCCCAGGGGUCUGGCUUUGCUUGUCUGCCUCCAUGGGUCAGUGGCUGUGUCCCAUUGGGGACCAGGGGCACUCCGGGGGCCAAGCCACUGCCUGGGCACUGGCUGACAUGAGCAGCAUGUUCACAGGGCCCUCUGCUUGUCUUCUUACAAGAGCAUGGGGUUCAGGAGGGGGAAACCCAAAACUCAUCCUUGAAAUGCUUGCUCUGCUGAGGAAACAGGAGUUGGAAACAGCUCUGCUCCAGCGCUUUCCCUAACCCCGCCACUGCCCCUGUGCUGAUUCAUUGAUUUGGACGGGUUAUAUACUGGGAGGGGAAGAAUGAACCACACUCUGCUCUCUUGCCAGCACGGAGCUGUGCUCGCUCAGUGCUCGUGGCUGCAGGACACUCGGGCCCAAUGGAGCAGGGAGGCUGGCAGCAGUGGCUGCUGCUGCUGCUGGGCAUCCAUCUGGCCAGUAGCCAGUGCCCAGAGCAGUGCCAGUGUGUCCGUAGUGCCCAGGUGGAGUGCUUUGGUGCCGACAUCACCGCGGUCCCCAGCCCCAUCCCUGCCAACGCCAUGACCCUGCAGAUCAUCAACACGCGCAUCGCCGAGCUGGGCGACGCCGCCUUCGGCAACGCCUCCCUGCUGAUCGGGCUGCGCGUCGAGAAGAACCUCCUGUCACGCAUCAGCCCCGGGGCCUUCCAGAACCUGCCCGACCUGCGCUACCUCAGCCUGGCCAGCAACAAGCUGCAGGAGCUCCCUGUGCAGGUCUUUGAGCCUCUGGACAAGCUGGAGUCUCUGCUUCUCUCCAGCAACCAGAUCCUCCAGGUUGAGCCUUCCCACUUCGCCCAUCUGAGCAACCUCAAGGAGCUGCAGCUGCACGGGAACAACCUGAAGGAGCUGCAGGAGGGGGUGUUUGACCAGCUGACCAGCCUCACCAAGCUCAACCUGGCCAGGAACAACAUCGACCGCCUGCCGCCCCAGGCCUUUGAGCGGCUGGCGCGGCUGCAGGUGCUGCGGCUCUACGAGAACCGGCUCCGGCACAUCCCGGUGGGCACCUUUGAUGGGCUGCCGGAGCUGCAGGAGCUGGGGCUGCACCAGAACCAGCUGGAGACGCUGUCACCGGAGCUCUUUGUGCACAACACCAACCUGCAGAAGCUCUACCUGUCCAACAACUUCCUCACCACUCUGCCGAGCGGCGUCUUCUUGCCCCUGCACGCUCUCGCCAAGAUCACCCUGCACGUCAACCGCCUGCAGGACAUCUCCCCCAGCGCCUUUGGGCCCAUGCCCAACCUGCAGGAGCUCUGGCUUUAUGAGAAUGAGCUUUCCACCCUCCCCACUGCCGUCUUCAGCAACCUCACCCAGCUGCAGCUCCUGGUUCUCAGCAAGAACCGGCUGCGGUCGGUGGCACCGGGGGCUUUCCAGGGCCUGGGGGAGCUGCUGGAGCUGUCGCUGCACUCCAAUGCCCUGCGCCGCCUGGAUGCCCGGGCACUGGAGGGGAUGCCCAAGCUGCAGAACAUCUCUCUGCACCACAACCAGCUGCAGGCACUGCCACGGGGCCUCUUCAGGGCCACCCCUGGGCUGCGGCACCUGCAGCUGCACUCCAAUGCCCUGGAGUACCUGCCUGCCGGCAUCUUCUCCCCGCUGACUGCCCUGCGAGAGGUGAGGCUGCACAACAACUCCUGGCACUGUGACAAGGGCAUCCUGCCCCUGCAGGGCUGGCUGGAGGAGAACCCUCACAAGGUGGGUGAGAUACCCCCACUGUGUGCCCAGCCUCCCGCCCUGCAGGGCAUCCCCAUCGCCGGGCUGACACAGGACCAGCUCCUCGACCCCCAGCCCCCCACUGCUGCUCCUCAUCCCAGCACCCUGCUCCCUGCUGACACCUCUGAGGCAGCAUCAGAUGAUGCCUCAGCAGCAGAAGAUGCCUCGAUGGAGCCCCCCACGGGGCUGCCAGCCUCCCCACAGGAGGAUGAGGAGGAGAAGAAGGAGGAGGAAGAGAGGGGGCAGUGGGGGCUGACACGCCUGCAGAGCGGGGUGGUGGUAGCAGUCAUCGUGCUGGUGUGUGUGGCUCUGCUGGCUGCUCUGGUGGCACUGGUGGUCUAUGGCUGCAGGAAGAAGAGCCAAGUUGUGCUCAUGAGGAUGAAGGCUCCGAAUGAAGGGGCCUCUGGAAGCAAGUAUGCUGGCCUCGGUGUGGGACUGGAGCCACUUGUGACAGCAGCACCCUGCCACCAUCCUUGCACCAGUGGAUGUCUGGGGCCAGAACCCCACUUCCUUGCCAGGAUGCUCACAGGCAGCUGCCUCUGGCCUCACCUCCAGUGCCCCGGAGGCCGGGUUAUUUUUCAGAGUGCUCCAAGGACACGGGUUGUUGUUGCCGAUAAGCAGCGAGGGCAGCUCCACCCCAGCAGGAACAGCUUGUCCCUGCUUCAGCUGGUUUCCCAUCCGCCCCAGAAAACACUGUCCCAUCCCAGCAAGCAGCAUCCCUGCAAAUCUGCCACAGGUUUGGUGACCGUCCCCGUGAUGCCACACUUGUGCAGGCUGCUGACCUACGUGCUGCUGGGGCUGGGGUCCCUGCUGGUGGGGGCACUGUCCCCAUCCUGCCCCCCUACCUGCCAGUGCUAUGACACCUCCAAAGUCUUCUGCUCAAAUGAAAAGAUGCGGGAGAUCCCGGAGGGCCUGCCAGGAAGUGCCACCCACCUCUUCUUCGUGGAGACAGCCCUGAGCAGCAUCCACAGCAGGAACCUGGGCUCCAGCACCACGCUCACCAAGCUGGUCUUCAUCAAUAACAAGAUCCAGGAGCUGGAGGCUGGUGCAUUUCAGGGGCUGCCCAGCCUCACUGAGCUGGAGGUGUCAGGCAACCCCUUGCCAGCUGUCAGCCCUGGGGUGCUGGCAGGGUUGACCAGCCUCAGCAAGCUCUCCCUCAGUGCCAACGCUAUCCUCACCCUGCCGCCGGGGCUCUUCACUGCCUCUUGCCGCCUGCAGGACUUGAACUUGUCAGGGAACAGGAUCGAAGCACUGCCCCCUGGCAUCUUCUACCCACUCCGGCGGCUCCGGGCCCUGGACCUGUCACAGAAUUCUCUGCCUGAGCUGCCGGAUGUGCUGCUGGCCCCACUUGUCACCCUUCGCGUCCUCAAGCUCAGUGACAACCUGCUGGCACGGGUGCCUCCCGGUGCUUUCAGGGCACUUGGCCAACUGACUGAGCUCCACCUGGAUGGCAACCGGCUAGAGGAGCUGCCCUCCGGCAUCUUCUCCGGGCUGGGGGCACUGCGGCGGCUGCAGCUGCAGCACAAUGCCCUGGGCAGCCUGGCCCCUGACAUCUUCACGGGUCUCCUCAACCUCACUGUGCUCAGCCUGGAGGGCAACAACCUGGCCACCGUGCCUGCCAUCCUGUUCACUGGCACCCCUGGCCUCCUCCACCUCUCGCUGGCUCGCAACCAGCUGGAGACACUGCCCCAGGAGCUCUUUGCUAACCUGUCCGUGCUGGAAUCCCUGGAGCUCUCACACAAUGCCAUACAUCACCUGCCCGUUGGAGUUUUCCAGGGUUUGGAGGGGCUGACAGAGCUCCAGCUGAGCCACAACAACCUCUCCAGAUUGCCGGCGAGGCUGCUGGAUGGGCUGCCCCUCCUCACCGCCCUGGUGCUGGACCACAACCGCCUGGCCCGCCUGCCGCCGGGGCUCUUCGAUGCCAACGAUGAACUGGCUCGUGUGGGGCUGGCUGACAACCCCUGGCUCUGUGACUGCCACCUCUCCUACCUCCUGCACUGGCUCCAGAGCUUUGCUGAGCCCCUCAUCCACGGGCAAGCCUUCUGUGCCAAUCCAGCUGCUCUGCAGGGCCGGUCCCUGCUGGAGGUCUCCCGCGGGCAGCUGGAGUGCCAAGGAGCACACGGUGUCCCCCCAGAGGAAGGCUGGGACACAGAUGGUCCGGGGCAGUGCACCUACACCAACCCCGAGGGCACGGUAAGCGUGUCCUGCAAUGCCACAAGGUGCCAGCAGCUCAGCCUUCGCCUCCCUCCUCCCGGGCAGGAGCAGGGCUCGGGGCCGGCGUACCGGCGGGCCUGGGUGUUGCGCUCCCGCUGUGGCACGCUGCAGCUCAGCGUCCUUGUCACAGCACAGAGCGGGAACGAGGUCACAUCACCAGGUGUCCCCGCGGGGCCCUAAGGCUCGGGCAGGCGUUUGCUUCUGCUCUGGCAACCUCUGAACCAGCCUGGAAACAAACAGCUCUCCGUCUCCCUCCGCCACCGCUGCCACGGUCUCCAGCUGUCCCCGAGCUCUCCACGACAGCUGGCCUGGUGCUAUAUAUCCUCUCAGCUAUGUGUUUCCUGUGUAUUUCAAAUAUAAUUAAAAUUUAUCUAUUA